CUCUCCGCAGCUGCUGAGCUACGGAUGGGGGCGGGCGCGUAGGUUGGCGGUUGGAGCCCCUCAGGCGCGUCGCCCGCGCGCCAUGCUGAUCACGCUCUGCUACUUGUACCUCUGGGCUCGCUGGGGGGCCUCUUCGGCGGGGCUCAUCCGCCGCACGGUGCGCAGGCUGUACAGGACCCGCUGCUCCUUCACCUUCUCUACCUCCUCCUCUUCCUCCAGCCCCGGCUGUUCCCCUCGCCAAACUCCGCAGCGCCGGCAAGCUGCCCACCUUCCGCUUCGCAAGCGGGGGCCCCGGCGCCCCCCGGAGGAGGAGAGAGUCUGCCUGAGGGUGGGGGACAAGGUGUUCUUCACUGACGAGACCCAGUCUGUUGAUGAUUUAAACAAAUGGACGUUGCUUAUUGUAUCGCCUUUUCAUUAUUUGGAUAAAAUAUUGGAAACAGAACGUAUCACAUUUCUAACUGAAAGUAUUUCCAUUCAAGCAGGCGGUCCUCAAGCUGUAAAUUGCUCAACAGAAAAGAUUGUGAAGUGGUCAGACUAUUGUUCACCUUUGGCCUUCAGACCUGGAGAACCUUACAUAUUAUUUGCUGAAACAAGCAUAGAUAACUUCAGUAGCCUUGGGAUAGCAUUCAUGGAAAAUAGACUCCAAAUGGAUAAUGGAAUGAAGCCUCAAAAAAUUGUUUCUGUUCACUUACAGAAGUCAGCAUUGGAAGAGUUAGAACAACUGGCUCCAAAUACCCCAAAAGAGGGAAAUACUAAUAAGAUGCCGCUUGGUGAACUGACUCAAGGGUCUACUUUUGAGACUGAUGCUAAACCAGAAGAGGAAGCUCUUGAUUGUGCAGCAGGUGGUGAUCAAGAAAUGCAGAGAUCAGCAUGUAAAUUGCAGAAAGUAAAUGAACAUCCUGAACAACUUGAGCAAAUAUCUGAAAAAGAAACGGGAACUGGUGAACAUCACCACCUUCAUCUUUCCAGCUGUCAUGAGUGCUUGGAACUGGAGAAUAGCACAAUUGAGUCAGUUAAGUUUGCCUCUGCAGAAAACAUUCCCGAUCUUCCUGAUGAUUAUAGUGGCAAUUCUGAAGAUGUUAGUGAUAAUCUGGCAGGAAACCUGAAAAGGGUAAACCUUACUGGGAAGCCUCCUAAUAUUUUAAUUUAUGUUGGUUCUGAUCCUGGAAAAGUGAAAUUUGAGGAAAUAAAAUCACUCAUCAUGGAAUGUGUAGAUGUUAAUGCUUAUACAGUCUACCAGUUGUUAGAGAAUCAAGUUAUGAGCGUUCCAUGGCUUGACAAUGCAUUGCUGUUGGUCGUUGCUGCAUCACACCCCAUUUCAGAUGAUGUGUCCAAACAAUUUCUUGCUUUUAUGUCAAAAGGUGGGAAGAUUUUGGGACUUGCUUCUUUUUUCACUUUUGGUGGAAUACAGCUAAAAAGUAAAGAUGAACUGAUGGGCAAAAUACAGGACUUCGUGUUUUCAACAGCAAAGAGCAAAGAGGUUAGACUAAAUGUUCUUGCUAGUGGGAAAGUUUUUGAGAGGGAAACUACAGAAGAAUUAAGCCCCAUGAAGCUACUAGGUUACUUGGAGAGUCCAGAUAAAGAUAUGAUGAUUGUCCAUCUGCCCUAUGGAAAUGGUGGUGGAGAAGCCAUUCUUUGUCAGGCACAUUUGGAAGUGAAUGUCAAGGGUUUGUCUACUCAAACAAAGGAUGACUUCAAUUUGCUCAAAAUGAGCAAUGCCAAAAGAUAUGAUGUUCUUACCGAAAUCCUGACACUACUUCAUUUGAGCUGUGAUUUAAGUGAAGUUCCCCAAUUAACUCCUAUUUACUUGCUCUCAUCUGAUAAGGAUGUCCAUAGUUUAUUUUUGGGGUUUCUUGAAAGAAAUAUGAAUGCAGAAGGAUUAAUCAGAUCCAGCAUGGUAUCCCUCAAGUUUGUAUCAUCUUGCAUCAAAGGAACAGAAGUAACACCCUCGCUCAUGCCAGUAGUUACUAAGAUGGAAGCUUUCUCAUCCGAACAUUUCAGUUUUGAGAGAUACAGGCAAAAUCUACAUACAAAGAAGCUUGGGAAAGUGGUUCUGUUUGCUGAAGUUACAUCAACCACCAUGAAUCUUCUUGAUGGGUUGAUGUACAAGGUGCCACAGGAAAUAGGUCUGAUUGCGAUUGCGGUUCAACAAACUAAAGGGAAAGGCCGUGGUGGGAAUGCUUGGCUGAGUCCUGUGGGAGCUGCUUUAUCAACUCUACAUCUCACCAUUCCUUUAUCUUCUGAACUGGGACGAAGAAUUCCUUUUAUUCAGCAUUUGUUUUCUCUAGCAGUUGUAGAGUCUGUUAGAUCCAUACCUGGAUACCAGGAUAUUGAGCUUCGAGUGAAAUGGCCAAACGAUAUUUACUAUAGUGACCUUAUGAAGCUGGGCGGCGUUUUAGUGAAUUCCACACUAACAGGAGAUACAUUCCACAUUCUUAUUGGCUGUGGAUUUAACGUGAAUAACAGCAACCCCACUAUAUGCAUCAAUGAUCUCAUUAUGGAGCACAAUAAGACAAAGAAUACAGAAUUAAAGCCCUUAAGUGCAGAUUACCUGAUUGCAAGAAGUGUGACAGUGCUGGAAAGUCUGAUCAACACCUUUCAAGAGAAAGGACCUAAUGGAGUUCUUCCCAUGUACUAUAAGUACUGGGUGCACAGUGGUAAACAAGUACGGCUUGGAAGUGAUGAAGGGCCUUUAGCGUGGAUCGUUGGAAUAGAUGAUUCUGGAUACCUUCAAGUUCAUGAGGAAGGCAAAGAUGUGGUAACUGUGCACCCAGAUGGCAAUACUUUUGAUAUGCUGAGAAACCUGAUAAUUCCAAAACAGCAGUAAUUUUUGGAUGUGGUGAAACAGCUUCUCUCUCAGACCAUUUUCUAGAGUUCGACUGGAGACUGUCAUACUAGAAGUAUCUAAUCUGAAGAAUUGAAACACUGUAUACCAGGGAAAACAUUGAAUUUUGGAUCAUUUAAUUUUCCUGGGCUCUUGGCCCAGUGACCUGGCUUUUCAUGUUUGUUUGUUUGUUUUCCUUCCAGUCUCCAUGCAGAUGUGAAGGAAACCUUAUGGUCAGCAUGAAAAGCUCUAGCUUCUAAUUUUUGGCAUGGAUCACUUAAGUAGAAUUAGCUCCAUAAAUCUGUGUUAUCCUGUUACUACAGAUUCUUCACGCUUGCACUUACAGUAUACCUUUACAUCCAGUGCUCAUAUUACUUUGUAUCUAUAGGAAGGAAUGCAUUUUGCAGUAGAAUAUUUCCUAUAUUAAAAUGAUAGGGUAGGAUAAGUUUGGUUUACCAAUGCCCCAGUUUAGUAUGGGGUUUUGUUUUUAAGUUGUGGAUGAAUAGCUAUAUGAAAAAUGAAGUUAUAUUAUUCGUUUUGAACAUCUGUUUUAGAGUAUGCCAUAAAAUUAUUUAAAUAAUUUUACCCCUCCUGCUGUCUCAUACCCACAAAACAAUGAUCAAAAGGAAUUUAACCCUUUUAGUAAGGUCUCUCCAUAUGCUGUAUUAUAUUGGAGUCCAAGUCUUUCAGAAGCUUGAUGUUUCCACAACUGACCGCUAGUUGUUAUUUUUUUCUAACAAUAGAUUUCUGACAGUUGCCCUGAUCCUAUAAGACUAUACAGAAUUUGAAUUACUUGGAAGUAUGUUUCAAGUUCACAGUGCUAUUUUGCAUUUUCCUCAGAUUAUGGAUCCAACAAGUGUUCCUGCUUUAAUGGCUAUAGCAGAACCUAUUUUCCUGUAUUAUCUAUUGUGCCUUAUGCAUUAAAUAUAUCAUAGUGUAUGAUACAUAAUUAUAUGCCGUCUCACCUACUCAGUAUGGUCCUCUAAUCACUCUGAUCAUUUUUAUGAUCAGAUGCCAAAUACUGAUGAAUAGAUGAUACAUUCAGCUUAUUGCACUGUUCUCAGAAGCUCCUAGGUGUAUGACUGCGUUUCUGGACUAGGCUGCCUAGGCUUAAGGAACUCACACUCUCAACCCAGCCCUCCCAGGCUAUAGUUUGAAACCAAUUUCUGCAUGUUAGAGAACUGUUGGUAACAUGACCUCCUAAUGAGAACUGCCAUGGGUUCUAAAGGACUCCCUCAUGUUACAUUAAGAAAGUGCCCUGAAAUGCAUGCCUGACAUGUAGCCAGAAGCAGGUUUGUAGGUUAAAGUUCACUUUAUAAAGAAUCAGGAAAUAAGUAGAUUGGCUCAAAUAUAAAUCCAAGAAGCCUUAAAGAAAGCAAAGAAGUUGGCCUGUAAUGGUGGAUUAGCAUAAUCCCUGCAUAUUAGAGUCUUGAGUAGUCUGACUAUAAAUUACUGGAGAUUAAGUUUUCAUUUCAUUUAAAAUGAGGAUUUUGACUUCUGUUGCAUAAUGUUCCCCACACUGUGACAUCUAUGACUGUUUCUUGCUUGAUGGCAUUGUUAUCUAACAAAUGGAAAAGUAAAACAAAUUAGCUAAUUUAAGUGGCCGUAUAUUGGUUAUUUGUUCAAACAACUAAUGGUGAGAAGUAAUGACUUGCAAACCUCUAUGGGACUAGGAAUUCAAAGCUCCUAUUAUUGAUUUAAUAACUCAAGUGAUCCUUAAACUUGAGUUAGUAUAAUAAAAUAAAUGGAAACUC
Molecule: messenger RNA, 4578 nt
Organism: Zootoca vivipara (common lizard)
Lineage: Eukaryota; Metazoa; Chordata; Lepidosauria; Squamata; Lacertidae
Gene: HLCS
Product: holocarboxylase synthetase
Biological process (GO): protein modification process
Cellular component (GO): cytoplasm
Molecular function (GO): biotin--[biotin carboxyl-carrier protein] ligase activity
Source: RefSeq, a predicted model, not a curated record